CUCAUCUGCCCCCACUCCCACUCUCCAGGCGCAGUCGUGUGAAAACGCCGCCUCGCCUCACGUGACGUUUUAUCAGCAGUGGGGGCUUCAGUUCCUCCACAGCUCGCUGCGAAAUGGUAGAAAUUACGUCUUCUCAUGAUGAAGAUUCUCUGCACGGGGAGAGUCUGCCUCCUCCGCCGGAUAUUCACGAGGAUAAUGAUGUGAUUGAGGAGCAUGUUGGAGGAGUAGGAGGCGAGUGUGACGAUCUCGAGCUGACUGGAUGUGGAGCCUCAGCAUGUUGCAAUCCCAGGAAAGGAGUUUACAGGUUCAGUGCCCUGUUCUUCAUGUGCUUUUUGGGCUUUGGUUCCUAUUUCUGCUAUGACACACCUGGCUCCCUGCAGGACCAGAUUAAGGAUGACAUGGGAGUCAACACAGUCAAAUUUGCCAGCCUCUACUCCCUGUACUCCUGGCCCAAUGUGGUCCUCUGCUUCAUUGGGGGGUUCUUGAUAGACAGAGUGUUUGGUAUCCGUUUGGGCACCAUCAUUUUUUCUUCAUUGGUCACAGUGGGUCAGUUCAUUUAUGCAACAGGUGCAGUUACAAAUCAGUUCUGGUUGAUGCAAACUGGACGUUUUGUCUUUGGAGUCGGUGGUGAAUCCCUUGCUGUUGCCCAGAACACCUACACUGUAAGCUGGUUCAAAGGCAAAGAACUAAACACUGUGUUUGGACUGCAGCUGAGCAUGGCUCGUGUUGGCUCUACAGUUAACUUCCUUAGCAUGGGCCCUAUCUAUGCCUGGGUUGAUACCUUUUCCGAUGGGUACAAGACGCUUGGAAUUUCACUCUUAAUUGCUGGUGCAACUUGUAUCUACUCUCUGAUUUGUGCGGGAGUCCUAGGCCUGCUUGACAAGAGACGCUCCAAGGUGCUGCGACUCAAUUCUGCCGAGUCCGGAGAAAAGGUGCAGCUCAGGGAUAUUUUCACUUUCCCACUCUCCUUCUGGCUCCUGUGCGUGAUCUGUGUCUCAUACUAUGUAGCCAUCUUCCCUUUCAUUGGGUUGGCCAAAGUCUUCUUCAUGCGCAAGUUCGAUUUCGAUGAGACAAGUGCCAACGGAGUCAGCAGCAUUGUCUAUGUCAUUUCGGCCUUCGCAUCUCCUAUCCUGGGAUAUGUUGUGGACCGAUUGGGGCGCAACAUCCUUUGGGUUUUUAUUGCGGUGCUGGUGUCACUCGGCUGUCACGCCCUCCUCACUUUCACCUUCCUUAAUCCCUUUAUUGCUAUGAGUGUGCUGGGCUUAUCCUACUCUCUCCUGGCUAGUGCACUUUGGCCGAUGGUGUCUCUCAUAAUCCCAGAACAUCAACUUGGGAGUGCAUAUGGCAUGAUGCAGAGUAUACAGAACCUUGGCCUUGCCUUGAUCAGCAUGUUAGCCGGACUGAUUGUUGACAUGAAAGGCUACCUUGUCCUUGAGAUGUUCUACAUGAUAUGGCUUUGUGUUGCCUUGAUAUCCACUGUGGUAAUGUGGUUGACGGAUUCAGCUUCAAGAGGUGUGCUUAACCUAAACAUUGCUGAGCGGCGGAAUAGAGAAGCUGACAGGGAACGUUUACUUGGCUCAUAGGUAGUGUACUGUAAUUGUAAUAAGGAGGCAGUACAUAUCAGAGACAAGAAGAAGGUCGUAUCAGAUUUCCUUUCAGUGCUCAGACAGGAGCAGUGGAUGCGAAAUGAUCUUUCCUCAUACCAAAGACAGGGGUCCAAGAGAUUUUCUGCCUGAUCUCCUAUGGGAGUGUGAUCAGAUUUAUGAAUGAAAUUAUGUAAUGUAGAUAAGGGUCCUAGGAUUUUGCAUUUGAAAUUGUUAGUAAGAGUUUUUACUUUUUAUCAUAAUAAGGGGAACAGACUGUGUAUUUUAUUUUUGUAAUAAGUGCAUGAUUUUUUUUUUUUUUUAGGUUUGCAUAAUAAGGUUAGUGACUGCAGGAUCAGCAUUUAUUCCUGAUCUUCAAUUGCAUGGAUAAAGUUUUACAUAGAGCUGAAAAAGGAUAUAGUUAGUGCCACCUUAUAUUAGCUAAUGUAUUUUAUGUUAACUGGUAAAAGCAUAAUCAUUUAACAAGUAUGUCAUGUGUGCAAAGAAUCACCUUUUUUAAUUCAGAGAAAGUUAACAUCUUAUAAUUUUAAUAAAUAAAUUAAAUUGCAUAUACUCAGAAAAUAUUUUUCCAUUAGUCAAAAAGUAAGGGAAAAAAGUGCAAAGGUAACAGCAAUGACUAAAAAACUUGCAUGGUAAAAAAUAGUGCUUUAAUAAGGUGAAUUGACUAUAUCAGAACAGCCAUAUCAGUACUGGAUGUACUACUUUACUUAUAUGAUAUAAAAUGCCAAUAAAAGAGAAAUAUGUAAUCAGCAAACUGCUUGUAAAAAUAUUGACUGGAAGUUUGAUGGGAGAACUUAGUGUUACAUAGAUUUUUUUCUCUUAUUUUCAUCUUUCGGCGAUCCCUUUUUCUGUCUUUCAGGCAAGUUGCUUUUACCUUUUUUUAAUAUAAACCAAGAUAAGGGGCAUAAAUUAAUGCUCAUUUAUGAUCUAGUUUUUGUUAUCAAGUUGGUGUUUAAAGUGCAUUGUCAUUAUAAAUAAUUUUAAGUACAUAUUAACCCCUUCACACUGCUAAUGCAAUGCUAUGUUUGUCUUGGUGAGGGCAGACUAUGCUUUAUGGUUAUAAAAAAGCAUGUGUGGAUAUUCAAGGACAAUCUCACAUCCCUUACUUCUUUACUAGACAUUUUUACUCAGUGCAUGAGGAACAAAAUAGUGUCUGAUGACUCCACUGAGUAAAAAUAUAAAACCAAAUCACAACCAUGAACAUCUGCCGGUUGGUAACCUCAACUCCAGUCAAUAUUCUCCUUCAUCCUUUACCAUUACCAACAAGUAUUCUUAGGAUAUAAACUUCUUGAAGAUAUGCCUGUCAGUCAGGGUUACAUUGUACUGUCUAGCCAGACAUGGAGGGGUAAAACAAACCCCAUUCAAUAUAUAAUGUUGUAAGAUAUCCUAACAAUUUGUUACAAAUGAUAAAAAAUGUGAUAUAUGUGUAUAUACACAUUUCAUUGUAGUGUAUCUUCAAGUGCCUUAUUACGUCUUUCAUGUAGAAAAGGAAUGUAAAAAAUCAAUGAACAAUGUUGGCUUUUAGAAAAUUUUAUAGUAAACUGGUAUUUUUUGGUUCUUACAUUUUUUGGACAAUGCUAGUUGCAUUUUUAAAUCUAUUAAAAGGAAAAAAAUCCAAAUAAGGCCUCAUUGACCUCAGUUUUCCAUAAUGUGUCUCUUAUAGGUGCCGGAUAAGGUAUCCCAAUGCUGGUUAAUUGAUAUAUUCAAAUUUACUUGUUACAUGACUUCUAGGCCAAAGAAUGGUUAAAAUAAUAUAUUUCUUUCUAUUGUGUGCACUGUAGCAGAGAAAGAGUUAUCCUUUUCAAUUUAAGUGUUUAUGAAUUCUGAUACAGACUGGGCACUUUAGUAAUGCAUUACUCUUAGAAUAAUUUGUAAUGUAUAGGAAUUGUUAUUUAUCAGAUAAAUAUAUAUAUUCUAUCCUAUAUCCUUUUUAUAGAUGAAAAUUUGAUUGUAAAUGACAGUGUAUACUCUCUACAUGUUUUUGCAAAUAAAAAUAAGAUUACAGUACAUACAAACUACA
Messenger RNA from Penaeus chinensis, 3624 nucleotides. Its product is annotated as major facilitator superfamily domain-containing protein 1-like. The transcript has 11 exons. NCBI's taxonomy places the organism in Eukaryota, Metazoa, Arthropoda, Malacostraca, Decapoda, Penaeidae. Gene Ontology annotation, molecular function: transmembrane transporter activity. The coding region runs from base 114 to 1583 and encodes 489 amino acids. Gene Ontology annotation, cellular component: lysosome. Gene Ontology annotation, biological process: transmembrane transport. The record is from RefSeq and is a predicted model, not a curated record.